AUUGCAAGCGUGCGCUUAACACACUAAACAUGCUUCUAAUGUAUUUGCAUCUGGAAUUGCAAAUAGUUAAAAAAUUAUCGAUUUGCUACACAAGACGAGAGUGAAAAGAAAAACGGAAAGUUUGUUAAAGUAGUGUAUUUUAGCACGGAAAAAUUAUUUCAAAUUGUUAAGCAAAAAACUAAUUUUUCGAAAAUGGCUUUCGCCGGACUAAAAAAGCAAAUCAAUAAGGCUAAUCAGUAUGUUACGGAAAAAAUGGGCGGGGCAGAAGGCACAAAACUGGACAUACUUGAUGAAAUGGAAAGAAAAACUGACGUAACCGUCGAGUUGGUGGAGGAGUUACAACUUAAAACAAAGGAAUUUCUACAACCCAACCCCACUGCGAGGGCGAAAAUGGCAGCGGUCAAGGGUAUCUCAAAAUUGUCUGGACAAGCCAAAUCAAAUACGUAUCCUCAACCCGAAGGUCUUCUGGCAGAAUGCAUGUUAAUGUAUGGUAAAAAGCUAGGCGAGGACAGUAGCAUGUUCGCGCAGGCGUUAAUUGAAUUUGGUGAAGCGCUCAAACAAAUGGCUGAUGUUAAAUACUCGCUGGACGAUAACAUUAAGCAAAACUUUCUAGAACCAUUGCAUCAUUUGCAAAUGAAAGAUUUAAAAGAGGUUAUGCACCACCGAAAGAAGUUACAAGGUCGCCGUCUCGACUUCGAUUGCAAACGUCGCCGACAGGCAAAAGAUGAUGAAAUUCGUGGCGCUGAGGAUAAGUUUGCCGAGUCACUCCAUCUUGCGCAGAUGGGGAUGUAUAAUUUGUUAGAAAAUGAUACCGAACAAGUAUCUCAACUUGUCACCUUUGCUGAAGCGCUUUACGAUUUUCACUCUCAGUGUGCUGACAUACUGCGUGGUUUACAGGAGACUUUGCAAGAGAAGCGAGAAGGAUCAGAGUCACGCCCCAAAGCUGACUUUAUUCCUAAGACUUUGUUAGACUUAAAUUUAGAUGGUACUGGUACCAAUGAUACGGAUGGCACACCAACACAUAUUUCGUCCGCUGCCUCGCCAUUGCCCUCACCUAUGCGCUCGCCUGCUAAGCCCUUGGCAGCUGCCACACCGCAACGACAACAACAACCUUGCUGUCAAGCUUUAUAUGAUUUUGAUCCAGAAAAUCCUGGUGAAUUAGGUUUUAAAGAAAAUGAUAUUAUAACAUUACUAAACCGCGUUGAUGAAAAUUGGUAUGAAGGCUCAGUCAAUGGUCGCACUGGUUAUUUUCCACAGUCAUAUGUACAGAUAAUGGUGCCAUUGCCCAAUGGCAAUUAAAUUUGUGGGCUAACUCUGAGAGCAAAAACCCAUUUACAAACUAGUUGAAAAACAAUAAUUAAUUAAAUUUACAAUUUAAAUGUUAAAUUAAAAUUAAAAUUAAAUUAUAUUAAUUAAUAUUAUUAAAUUUCAAUGAAAAUUAAAAUAUUUAAAAUUCAAAUUAAACUGCUUCAGAUGAAAAAUUUUAAUAUGAUGUUUGUAUUUUAUUAAAUGAUUAAAUGAGCUACAAUUUACUACUCCAAAUCCUUCUUAUCCUUGUAUUCCUUAUUACAUUGUGUGUGUUAUUUUGUUAUUUAUAUUAAAUAUUAUUAAGCAUAUUAUAUACAUGUAUAUUUAUUACUAUUAACUUAUGUACGUUUAAAUGCGAAACAAGUAUCCUUAUUACUUUUUAAAUUAAUAAUCUAAAAAAAUAAAUGUAAAAGAAUAAAUAAACAAAUUAA
Teleopsis dalmanni is the source of this 1739-nucleotide messenger RNA. RefSeq names its product endophilin-A. Gene Ontology annotation, biological process: synaptic vesicle uncoating. The record is from RefSeq and is a predicted model, not a curated record. Gene Ontology annotation, cellular component: cytoplasm; glutamatergic synapse; presynapse. The coding region runs from base 193 to 1299 and encodes 368 amino acids. Gene Ontology annotation, molecular function: protein binding. NCBI's taxonomy places the organism in Eukaryota, Metazoa, Arthropoda, Insecta, Diptera, Diopsidae. The transcript has 2 exons.